AUUUAGUUUACUGUUAUAUAUCCUAUGAUUUCAGUUAUGUUAGGUGACAUUCUUGUUUUAUUAUCGAUCAAUAAGGACUAAAGCAGCCCCACACGGCCACACUAUUCCUCCCUCCUGAGCACUUAUAUACUUUCUGCCUCAGCUUUUUCCUCCAAAUUGAUUCAAAGAGCCAAAAUACAAGGGGAAAAUAGUGUUUCUCAUAUUUUAGACUCCACCAAGAAAGAUGAAGAGUUUAGAAUUAUUACCACUUCUUUUAAUCAUUUCAAUUCAGCAAAGCUGCUUGUGGGCUUCAGGGAAAGCUGAUGGGGAUGGGUUCAUAAGAACAAAUGGAAUCCAUUUCAGUGAGAAUGGGUACCCUUUCUAUGCCAAUGGAUUCAAUGCUUACUGGUUGAUGUAUGUGGGGUCUGACCUUUCCCAGAGGUACAAAGUUUCAGAUGCCUAUAAAACUGCAUCUUCUCAUGGCCUCACUGUUGCUAGAACUUGGGCUUUUAGUGAUGGUGGUGCUUAUAGGCCUCUUCAGUACUCUCCUGGUUCUUACAAUGAAGAUAUGUUCAAGGGGUUAGAUUUUGUGAUAGCGGAGGCAAGAAAGUAUGGGAUUAAAUUGAUAUUAAGCUUAGCAAACAAUUAUGAUAGCUUUGGAGGAAAGAAACAAUACGUGGCAUGGGCCAGACGUGAAGGGCAGUCCCUCUCAUCAGAUGAUGAUUUUUUCAGGAAUCCAGUUGUUAAGGGCUACUACAAGAACCACAUAAAGACUGUGCUUAACAGAGUCAACACGUUGACUGGAGUUGUGUAUAAAAAUGAUGCGACUAUCAUGGCUUGGGAGUUGAUGAAUGAGCCUAGAUGCACCUCUGAUCCAUCAGGAAAUACCAUUCAGGCCUGGAUAAGGGAGAUGGCUUGUUAUGUGAAGUCCAUAGACAAAAACCACAUGCUAGAAGCUGGGCUGGAAGGGUUUUAUGGCCAAACAACACCUCAGAGGACUCAUCUCAAUGCCUUCAACAUAGGAACAGAUUUCAUUGCAAACAAUCAAAUUUCAGCUAUUGAUUUUGCCACCGCCCACUCCUAUCCUGAUCAAUGGCUUCCGAAGACAAAUGAUGAAAGCCAGCUAACAUUCCUCACCAAUUGGCUUAAUGCCCACAUCGAAGACUCUCAGAACAUCCUCAAGAAGCCAUUGCUCAUCGCCGAGUUCGGGAAAUCUUGGAAGGACCCCGGCUUCACCCCCUACCAGAGGGAUGCCCUCUUCAGGGCUGUCUACUACUCCAUAUACUCCUCCGCCGAGCGCGGCGGUGCUGCCGCCGGAAGUCUGUUCUGGCAACUUUUGGCUGACGGGAUGGAAAAUUUCCGCGAUGGGUAUGAGAUUGUAUUGAGCCAGAGCACUUCCACUACAAAUCUGAUAUCUCAGCAGGGCCACAAGCUUUCCCAGAUUCAUAGGAUUUUCGCCAGAAUGGCGAGUCUUGAUAAGUUGAAGAGAGCCAACAGGGCAAAGCGAAUUGGGAAUUGAGAAAAAACAGAAAGAAGAAAUAAAUUAUACGUGUAUCAAAAUGUAAUACGGACUACCGAGUGUUUCAAACAAAAAAAUCCACUUUUGAUCUCAUUAUUAUGUCACUUUCACAUUUUUUCCUUAGACUUUUGAUUUAAUCAUAUUUAGUCCGUGACAUUUUCCCUUUCACCACCCGUCGUUUUUCCGACCACAACUCCGGCACAUUGUAACCAGAAAUGCAUUUACAGAUAUAUUUUAGGGGCAUUUUAGUACAUGUAUGUUGUUAAAACGGCUACCUUAUAAAUUAACUUGACUUAAUGUGUAGUCAAUACGUCAGUCUCAUUAAUAUGUGGUUGAGAGGGAGAAGAGUUCGGUUGUCAAGGGAGACCGACAUAUUAACUACGCAUUAAGUCAAGUUAAUUUAUAAGGUACCCCCUUUAAUAACAUAUAUUUACUAAAAUGCCCUAAAUAUUUCUCCGUAAAUGGCUUUCCAGUUAAAAUGUGUUGGAGUUGCGGUUGGAAGGACGAAGAAUGGUGAAGGGAAAAAGGUCACGGACUAAAUGUGGUUAAAUCGAAACUCAAGGGAUAAAUGUGGAAGUGGCAUAAUAGUCAUGAGACCAAAAGUGGAAUUUUUCGUGUUUUAAAUGUUGAAAUGUUAUUACACUUUUUAUUUAUCAUCACUUAUUACACAUAGGUACUAAUCGAGCGAGUCGAGCUCGACUUUGGCUUAAAUAGAAUUAGACUUGAUAAAUAAAAAACAAGAUUGAGUUCGAGUUCGAGACGAGUUUCAAUCUAGUCAAAAAGAAUUAUGGCUUGGUUCGAGUUGAGUCUGUGCUUGAAUUGUAUUCGAGUUUUAUAUAUUCUAAAAUUGAUAUAUUUCUA
This is a messenger RNA of Cuscuta epithymum, 2359 nucleotides long. The record is from the annotation of a GenBank genome assembly. Lineage: Eukaryota; Viridiplantae; Streptophyta; Magnoliopsida; Solanales; Convolvulaceae.